This is a messenger RNA of Spea bombifrons (plains spadefoot toad), 1282 nucleotides long. It is a transcript of the gene SMUG1, whose product is annotated as single-strand-selective monofunctional uracil-DNA glycosylase 1. The transcript has 3 exons. Gene Ontology annotation, biological process: base-excision repair. NCBI's taxonomy places the organism in Eukaryota, Metazoa, Chordata, Amphibia, Anura, Pelobatidae. The record is from RefSeq and is a predicted model, not a curated record. Bases 156 to 974 code for a protein of 272 amino acids. Gene Ontology annotation, molecular function: oxidized pyrimidine nucleobase lesion DNA N-glycosylase activity; single-strand selective uracil DNA N-glycosylase activity.
UCGGGUAUUUAGAUCUCUGACUGUCGUUUUGCCAACCAUGCUUGGUUUAUCAUUUUUGUUACUACACGGCCACCGUACUUUUGCGCCUGCUCGUUUCCUUUCAUUUUCUUUACAUUGAUGAUGCUGAGACAUUGAGCGGAUUUUUAUUUCCGAUCAUGUUAACAUCGAAGUAUGAAGGAGAAGAAGAGGUGAAAUGUAUCUCUCCACUUGAAUCUACCGGCAGUUUUCUUGGGGAAGAUCCAGCAGGUAGAUUUCUGCAAGUAGAGCUGGAGUUGAACUUGAAGUUAAAAGAUCUACAGUUCCAGGACCCUGUUAAGUAUGUUUAUAACCCAUUGUUAUAUGCCUGGGAUCCCCAUGAGAGGUAUGUGCAAACAUACUGCAAGUCAAAGAAGGAAGUACUCUUUCUAGGGAUGAACCCAGGACCAUUUGGCAUGGCACAAACAGGGGUUCCCUUUGGGGAAGUUAAUCAUGUUCGUGACUGGCUGUGCAUUGAAGGCAAGGUAUACAAGCCAGAACUGGAGCAUCCAAAAAGGCCCAUCCGUGGCUUUCAAUGUCCCACCAGCGAGGUCAGUGGCGCCCGCUUUUGGGGUUUCUUCAAAUCACUUUGUGGACGUCCUGAACAUUUUUUUCAGCACUGCUUUGUGCACAACCACUGCCCGCUUAUCUUCAUGAACCAGUCGGGGAAGAACCUAACACCCACAGACCUCCCAAAGGAACAGAGGGACAAAUUGCUCAAUGUCUGUGAUGAAGCUCUCUGCCAAGUGGUCAGGACUCUUGGUGUUAAAAAGGUUAUUGGUGUGGGCAGAUUCUCUGAGCAGAGGGCAAAAAAGGCCCUAGCUGUUGAGGGUUUAGAGGUUGAGGUGAAGGGGAUAAUGCACCCAUCACCCAGGAACCCCCAAGCCAACAAAGGCUGGAACAGCGUGGUAAAGGCACAGCUACAGGAACUGGGUGUUUUAUCAUUAUUGACUGGCUGAGAAACAUACCCCUUACUUUUAAUACUAUGCAUCCUAAUACACUACUGUAGACCACAUCUUAGUUAAAGCUCAGACCUGGUUUGCAUAUAAUUAGUAUUUUCUGUCUACCCAAAAUACCCAAUUCAUGUUCUGUUAGUGUUUUACUUUGUUUUAAAUGUAUGGUAUUAGGACAUAUGAUGUCACAAUUUAAAAUGAAGUCUAAGCUGUAAACACACCAGCACCCUGAUGCAAUGCAUGCAGUAUUUUAUUUCGGAAAACUCCAACCAGUUUCCAUUAGUAAUAUCAUUUGCUGUGAUUUACCUAUAUUA